Halichondria panicea is the source of this 1425-nucleotide messenger RNA. RefSeq names its product TNF receptor-associated factor 5-like. The coding region runs from base 5 to 1276 and encodes 423 amino acids. Lineage: Eukaryota; Metazoa; Porifera; Demospongiae; Suberitida; Halichondriidae. The transcript has a single exon. The record is from RefSeq and is a predicted model, not a curated record. Gene Ontology annotation, molecular function: zinc ion binding.
AGCAAUGGCUAGUCCAGUUGAUUACGACUUUGUAGACCAAGUACUGGAAGAUCAUCACUGCACUAUUUGCUCUAACAUUCUAACAGACCCAGUACUAACUGGAUGCUGCGGAAAACUUUUUUGUGAUGGCUGUCUACAGAAGCAGAAGACAUGCCCACAUUGUAAAGAGGACGAUUUCAAGAAUAUGGUAGAUUUAAGAGUGAAACGACUCGCCAUCGAUGGCUUCAAAAUCUACUGUCCUAAUCGCUCCAAAGGGUGUGACAAUAUCACUACAACAAAUCAACAUCUCGAGAAAUGCUUGUUUGCGGAGGUAUCAUGCACUAAGAAAUGUGGAGAAAGAAUGCUACGAAAAGAGCUUCAAGAUCACGAGGACAACAAGUGCCCAAACCGUCUGGUACAAUGUCAGUAUUGCAGCACAGAGGGGAUGCACAAAGAAAUAACACAUUUAGACAAAUGUCUGCUUUUUCCUAUUUCUUGCCCCAAUAAUUGUGGGCAUGAGAACAUGCAGUGGCAGAAUUUAGCAGGUCAUCAGAAGGUGUGUCCUCUUGAGCCAGUAAAGUGUCCGUUCUUUGAAGCUGGGUGUACGGAAAUGAUUGUACGAAAAGAUUUGGCAGAACAUAAAGCAUCAAACACAGAGCACCACCUGGAGUUAGUGAUGACAGAGACUGUUACACUUAAGCAGAAGGCUAAUAAAUUUGAACAAGAGGCAACGGCUGAAAUAGAAGCAGUGGAACAAAAGGUUAAUCAGCUACAGCAACUCUCACUCAAGUUUGAUGGCCUAGCAUUUUGUGUAACUAAGCAACUAGGCACCAUUGAUUCUAACCCUCAAACACAAGCAGCUAUCAAGAACAUCAAACGUUUUCUUAGACUAGGUCUAGCGACAAUGACCACAAUGCUAGCACCAGGUGACACACGAUACUACCUACCACUAGUUCAAGAGUCAGAGUAUAAUGCUCGAUCAGCUUCGUUCUACAUCAAGCCUGGCUACAAAAUGCAUGUGGUCUUCGGUCGACACGAUCAUUGUGCGGUAUUAUUGGAAGAAGGAGAACACGAUCACCAACUAAAGUGGCCCAUGUCUGAAAUAGAGAUUAAAGUCAGUACCAAGGAGAAUAUUAUCCUGUGCAGUGAAAUCAUCUGCACCAGAUGCGGCCACACAGUGAACCGACUAACUGUGGGAGAGAAGUUGGGUAUCACUUUACACCAUGGUAGAGGAAAGGCUCUGAGAAACUUCGUGUUCCUCACAGUCAAAAAGCACUUUUGUAAGACUAGAACAUGAGUGACGAGAGACUUGCAGCACACUAAUAUCUAUACGCUAUAACAUUGUAUUAUAUAAUACAUAAUUUAACACAUUAUUUAUACCACACCCCCUGCAUAGCUGAAUAUUUAAUUAUGAUUACCAGAACUUUGAAGUGUAUAAAAUAAUAU